AUGACCCUCCCUUACAAGGCUGCGGCACUGUGGCCGUGCCGCACAGCUACCGAAGCGUCCUUUGAAUUAUGGAAGCUUAUAGUCUUUGCGGAGAACAACAAGGAAUACGAGAAGACGUGGUCUCGCCUAUGCCACGAAUUCAACGACGAACAGGCACUUCUUAUCUAUCUCUACAAAGCCUACUUGCAUAUAAGUGCCCAGUGGGUUAGUUGCUACAUCAAAAAGUACCACAACUUCGGCGUUCGCGUGCCCUCUGGCACCGAGGCCAGCAACAACAACGUCAAAAGCUACUUGCUGAACGGGACGAGCCAUUUGUACGGGCUUGUUGAAGCAAUUGAGGGCAUGCUGAGAGAUCAGGAGCGCGAUUUCGCCGAUAAGUGCUCUCAAGAUGAAGUCUUGACGGCGCGAACCUAUUCUGGGCCCCCGGUUCGGAGUAUCUGGGAGAACUCCGCAUGGUGGUAUCGCAGCCAGGACUCGACCUGA
Molecule: messenger RNA, 483 nt
Organism: Purpureocillium lilacinum
Lineage: Eukaryota; Fungi; Ascomycota; Sordariomycetes; Hypocreales; Ophiocordycipitaceae
Source: RefSeq, a predicted model, not a curated record